Messenger RNA from Ostrinia nubilalis (European corn borer), 1338 nucleotides. RefSeq names its product PRADC1-like protein. The coding region runs from base 93 to 722 and encodes 209 amino acids. The record is from RefSeq and is a predicted model, not a curated record. The transcript is spliced from 5 exons. NCBI's taxonomy places the organism in Eukaryota, Metazoa, Arthropoda, Insecta, Lepidoptera, Crambidae.
UGUCAUACUGUGUCAUACGACGAAAAUUUAAUUUAUUCCAAUAAUCGAUAUAAUUUAAUUUUAAAUUAAUUACCUAGUUCAACUUUAAACUAAUGAUGUUUGUUUCUAAGUUUUCCUUGCUCCUAUCGUUCUGUAAAGUUUUUCUACUGAUUUUGUUUAUUCCUGUGGUUUUACCGGGCGCUAAUGAUUUGCAUUUCUAUGACGGAUCAUCAUCACUUGAUGUAAUAGUUGGUGAUAUAUUUUUCGAAAUCGUGGAACCCGUGGAGUUGAGAUAUUCUUAUCGAAUAAGACCUGCCAAAGAUUUCGGCACUACUUUUAACGAAAGCUUCUCCUUCAAAAAUGCAAAGCUAGUUCCGACAGUACCCUUACAUAGCUGUUCAAAUAUUGUGAACUACAACAACAUUGCAGGACACAUUGCUUUAGCUGAAAGAGGAGAUUGCUCCUUUGUAUUUAAAGCAGCUAUGGCACAGAUGGCUGGAGCCAGGGCCAUAAUAAUUACAGAAUUCCUUGACAAGGAUGAUGACUAUCUUAUUGAAAUGGUAGAUGAUAAGAAUGAACUGGAUAUCAAUAUACCAGCAGCCUUUCUGCUCGGGCGAAGUGGCGCUACAAUUCUCAGAACCCUUAGGCUACUCCACAGAAGCUAUGCAGUUGUCAACCUGCUUAUCAAUAUGACACACACCCCUGUUAGCAAAAUGAACCAACCUCCCUGGAUUACAUGGUAAUGUUAACCAGUAAUUUUUUGGUAAAGUUUGGUGUUUAAAAUAGAUUUCGCAAACAUCCCAUUGUUUAGAAGUUGGUAGUACAAAAAUGUCGAUUUCCCAGUGUUAUUUAUUUCUAUUGUACAUUCAAUACUAUAAAAUAAGCGAAAAGUUAGUUAAAUAAAUAAUAUAUACUGUCUUCUUGUUAAAUCAGCAGUGUAAUGGCUUUUUUAGCACCAAAAAUAUGUAUGAAUUGAAUAUUGAACAAAAAUAAAAAUAGCUCUGGUAUACUUUCGAAACAGGAGUCCUAUGUUUAUCAGCAUGUAUACUUGUUUAUAAUGAUGAUGAAAAACUGCCUAGUCCAAUUUAGUAAGGGUCCUUUAAUAAAAGUAAUGAUUGCUUAAAAAAGAAGGCCUAUAUUUUUAAGUCUGUAAUGAAAUAAGUAUACAAAAUGUAAAUAAAAUCUAAAAUCAUUCAAGAUGAACUACCAAACCAUAUAAACUUAAUGUGAAAUUGUACCAAACCUAUUAUUAUAUAAAAGUAGUAAAUGUAGUGAUAUUGAAGAUCAUUGUGACACAAUGGUUUCGCUUAUUUAUUCUUGACUCAUCUAUUUAUUGGCUGUAAAUAAUAUAAUAAAUAA